AUGAACUCUCGAGAUAGCGACAAGAGCUCCCCCCUCGAACUCGAAGAGGUCAAGAAACCCGAGAGCACCGAUGAUAGCGAUGGAAAUGAUGUCGCAGACGUCGUCAGCGUCCACUCAGCCCCAGAAUACAAACUCUAUCGCCGUCGGUUUGUUGGUAUCGCGAGCUUGGUCAUCUUGAACAUUGCUGCUGGCAUGCCUUGGCCGUGGUUUGGCCCAAUCUCCAACGACAUGGUUAUGGACUUUGGCAUCACGCUGGACCAGGUCAACUGGCUAGGGAAUGUCGUUGCUUGCAUUUUCCUACCCAUUUCCCUGCUCAUUCCAGAGAUCAUCCGCCACUUUGGGAUCCGCCGUUGUUGUGAUAUUGGCGCGGUUACAAUGGUCAUCGCUGCCUGGAUUCGGUAUGCAGGGACGGUCCACAGCCUGUCGAGCGGAGGCGCAUACGCACUACUCUUCAUUGGCCAGUUCUUCUCCGCCAUUGCCCAGCCUAUUUUCCAGGUCAUCGGACCAAAAUACUCCGAGACCUGGUUUGACCUGAAAGGCAGGGUCAGCGCUACCAUGAUCAUCGCUAUAGCCAACCCGGUUGGUGGAGCACUCGGCCAACUUCUAAGUCCCAUCGUUGGCAGCACCAGGCAGUCUAUACUCGUUCUUGCAAUCAUCUCGACGGUGGCGGCUCCCUUCGUCCUGUUAAUCAGUGCAGCACCGCCAACUCCACCAACGUAUGCUGCGUCCAAGAAGACAGCUGGUUUGCUUUCCCUCCUUCGGGUGAUGACCAACAAGGGGCGACCCUCCGACCCACCCAUGACCGGGAGGGAACGCGUCGAUUUCCUCAUUAUUUUCCUCGUCUUUGGUGUACUAGCCUCCGCUGUCAAUGUAUUCGGCAUCUUGACUGGUCAAUUUUUCGUCAGUUCCACCAACCUUACGGCUACUCCUCUGAUACUGCUGGUUUUUUUGGGAGCAUGCCUUCUGCUGAGCGGCAUUGUCGCUGCAAUUCUCACCUCGCCCUUGUUCGACCGCGUUUUCACCUCCCACUUGGCGAUAACGGCGAAAAUACUGGUACCCAUCCUUGCCGUGGCCUGGCUAUCUCUUAUCUGGGCCGUCCGUCCACACAACCUGGCUGCUCUAUACGCUAUCUGCGCCAUCAUCGGGGUGACAUCGGUGACCAUGCUUCCGGUUGCGCUCGAGCUGGCCGUUGAAAUCACACGCAACGCCGAAGGAAGUUCAGCUUUACUGUGGUUUGCAUGCAAUGGACUGGCCAUCAUCUUCAUUCUCGUUGAAGGGGCACUCCGUGCUGGGCCGAACGCAUCGCCGCCACUCAACAUGCGCAAGGCGUUGAUUUUCAAUGGUGCAGUGGUGAUGGCGUUUGCCUCCGCCGUUUUUUUCCUGCGAGGAGAACAAACAAGGAAACACGUUGACAAGGAAAAGCUGGACAAGUCUCGAGCGCGGACGAAUGAAGUUGCUCUCCAGUCGUCAUGA
Molecule: messenger RNA, 1473 nt
Organism: Mycena indigotica
Lineage: Eukaryota; Fungi; Basidiomycota; Agaricomycetes; Agaricales; Mycenaceae
Product: MFS general substrate transporter
Exons: 11
Coding region: 1-1473 (490 amino acids)
Biological process (GO): transmembrane transport
Cellular component (GO): membrane
Molecular function (GO): transmembrane transporter activity
Source: RefSeq, a predicted model, not a curated record